AUGCCUAAAAGAUUAAAUUUUCCUGGUCCCAAUAAAGAAGUCGUUGAAUUAGAAGAAACAAAUUUCUUCUUUAAAAUUGAAACCUUACUACAACCGAAGCACGCACGUGGUUUUUUUCUUUUAAAAGACUCUGAAGAAGAAUGUGACGUUCCAGAAGAAAUUAAAUAUAAUUUUCAAAACAUAAGAGAAGCAUGUGAGACAAAUUCUGAAGCUUUAAAAAAAAUUGCUGUAAUGUGGAAUACUAGUUCUGAGAAUCCAAAAAAUGGAUCGGG
Racocetra persica is the source of this 272-nucleotide messenger RNA. The record is from the annotation of a GenBank genome assembly. Lineage: Eukaryota; Fungi; Glomeromycota; Glomeromycetes; Diversisporales; Gigasporaceae.